Messenger RNA from Homalodisca vitripennis (glassy-winged sharpshooter), 881 nucleotides. RefSeq names its product zinc metalloproteinase nas-4-like. The transcript has 4 exons. Gene Ontology annotation, biological process: proteolysis. NCBI's taxonomy places the organism in Eukaryota, Metazoa, Arthropoda, Insecta, Hemiptera, Cicadellidae. Gene Ontology annotation, molecular function: metalloendopeptidase activity; zinc ion binding. The coding region runs from base 74 to 835 and encodes 253 amino acids. The record is from RefSeq and is a predicted model, not a curated record.
GAGACAAAUCGUAUAAUCAAACUUUAAUCAUAUAACGAUCAAUUCUACUCUGAGGUGCCCUCUCUGACUGAAUAUGAUUACAUAUUAUUGGGUUUUAGUUUUGGGGAUUGUUGCUCUGAGUGGUUCAGCUAUGACUGAGUAUGGUCAGGCUACCGGUUCAAGACGCAUUGAGAACAGGCAACCACGAUUUAGAAAUAAACGAUCUAUGGAUAAGAGAUUCAUUAAUAAUGCAACUGUAUAUUAUACCAUUAGUAGUCAGUUCAGCUCUAGUCAGAAAAAUUAUAUUUUGGACAAGAUUAACAGAUUCAAUAAGCUGAGUUGCGUGCAAUGGUUGCCGAGUGUGCCUGGGAAACCCCUAUCGGUUGAGUUUGUUACGACUGGUAAUCCAGGGUGCUUCACCUACCAACGGGGCACUCAGAACGCCUCCGAAAUCAACCUCAGUGAGCACUGCUUCGAAUUUGGUUCGGUAACGCACGAGAUGGGCCAUGCGCUGGGUUUCCAACACGAGCAAAAAAGGAGAGAUCGAAAUUGUUAUUUGGAAAUAGAUCCAUCACUUGCAAAGAAAGGAGACUACGAAAUAAGUCCAUAUAUUGACACUUCAUUUCCCUACGACUGGACAAGUUUUAUGCAUUACAAGAAAGGUCCCACUUUUAAGCUUCGUAGAGAGUUUUAUGAUCACCAGCAAGAUCAACUCGGGCAAUACGAACAACUCAGCAAAAUGGACGUUAUAAAACUGAAAUACUACUACUGUGGGGGCCCACAUUAUUGUACUACAUAUCCUGAUGAAUGUAAGAGACGAAAGGAUUUUGUAAGAACCAUGUACUGUUCCUUUUAACGAGUACAAUUUCUUUACCUUUACAUAAUAAAGGACUAUAUUGGAA